AUGCACGUCACCGAAAUCCGCCAGAUGGGCCGGAAGGCGCUCGCCGAGCUCAGCAGGCAAGCCCGCUCGGAUCGUGCCGGCCCGCGCCCGCGUGUUCGCGGCCGGGGCAGCAGCCGCUCGCACCUGGUCCGCGUGAGAGAAACUUUUGGCGAGAAGCCGGUGACAGUGGCGGUUACUCCGGACGGUUACGCCGAUGCCAUUGCCGGGGAGUACCUGGCCCUGCGAGAGCGGAGCAUGCCUAUGGCACAGUUCCUCGACAUUCUGGAGGAGCCCAGCAGGCACAACGGCGGUGUCUACAUUCAGAAACAGAACUCCAACCUUACCGACGAACUACCGGAGCUUCUGAACGGCGUGCCUAGCGACAUCUCGUGGAUGUCGGAGGCACUAGACAAGUCGCCGGACGCCGUUAACUUCUGGAUGGGCGACGGAAGAGCUGUGACGUCACUGCACAAGGACCACUACGAGAACAUCUACUGCGUGGUGCGCGGCCACAAAGACGUGACGCUGCUGCCGCCGGCGGCGCGGCCGCGCCUGCCGCACCGGCUCUGCCGGCCGGCCACCUACCGCGAGACGGACGGCCAGUUCCGCCUGGAGCCGGCGCCGGACGGCGCGGCCGUGCCCUGGGCCGACUGGGACCCGCUGCAGCCGGCGGCCGGCCCGCCGCGGCCGCUGCACUGCGCCGGCGACCUGCUGUACCUGCCGUCGCUGUGGUUCCACCACCUGCGGCAGUCGCACGGCUGCGUGGCCGUCAACUACUGGUACGACAUGGAGUUCGACGUCAAGUUCUGCUACUACAAGCUGCUGGAGGGGCUCAGUGAGGCGAGGUGACGGUCUCUGUUCCCGGCAGGGUCGGCGGCGAGGAGUGCCACGCCCAUGGCUGAGGCUGGGGUCCGGCCCUGAGGACCGAGUGGAACAGGUUCGGUGAGGACAGGUGACGGUCUCUGUCCACGGCGGGGUCGGCGGCAAGGAAUGUCGCGUCCGUGGCUAAGGCCUAGUCCGGCGCUGAUGACUGAGUGGAGCAGACCUAGUGGCUGCCAUGGCUGUGACUCUUGCUGCUUGGAUUCGGCGAUAUUGUCACUGCGCAGUUCCUUAUACGAAGACGCUCCGCGGGGCGGCUUCGAGUGCUCGUUGUGUUGCUAUGAAGUGCUUUUGAUCUGCGAUGCCUUGCGGAGUGCGCGUGGUGUCAAUGCAAAUAAAUA
This is a messenger RNA of Pollicipes pollicipes, 1199 nucleotides long. RefSeq names its product bifunctional peptidase and (3S)-lysyl hydroxylase Jmjd7-like. NCBI's taxonomy places the organism in Eukaryota, Metazoa, Arthropoda, Thecostraca, Pollicipedomorpha, Pollicipedidae. The record is from RefSeq and is a predicted model, not a curated record.